Molecule: messenger RNA, 1063 nt
Organism: Drosophila serrata
Lineage: Eukaryota; Metazoa; Arthropoda; Insecta; Diptera; Drosophilidae
Source: RefSeq, a predicted model, not a curated record
UCGCCCCAGAAAAUCCAAUCAAUUAUCAGCCUAAGGGGCGGGGGGCAAAUAUUCACCCACUUUCUCAGCCCCAAUUCCGGGAAUCCCAAUUCCAAAACCGAAUCCCCAAAACAGAGGUCAAACUCACUCACCCUCUCACACACCGUGGCAUGGGCAACAAGCUGCGUCGUCGCCAGGUCGAUGCGGAAGAGCCAGAAGGUGGUCGGCCAAAGAAACCCCCAGGAAGAUGGCCCCUCUGGCGGGUUAUCUACUGGAUUGGCAUUCUCAUCCUGGUGGUAUUGCUCUGUGUGGGCAUGUACUUCACCCUCGAGUCGGACUUUGGCGACUGCUCGUCCUAUGAUGUGCGCUGUGAUUGAACGCUCCCGAGGUUAUGUUAGACAGGUAAACGUACCUGUGUCGGGAUCAAAAGCUGUCUGUUUGGUGUCAACAAUGUUUUAAGAUUUAUUAAUUAAUAUCAAGAUGUUUGCUCGCCGUGAUAUUAGCUAUGAGCGCCACAAGGUCGAUCGAAGUUGGACGUAUGUUUUCAUGGUUGUUCUUUUGAUUAUAAUCGCUAUUUACAUAAUCAUAUUCGCUUAUUAUUAUUUCCUUGCUCCUGAUAAAGAGCAAUACUCCCUACUAUAAAAUAACAAAAUUUUCCAUGAUUCCUUUUCUAUGCAUAUGUUAUGUAUCUGAAUUAAAUAGUCAUAGUUAUUAUAUUGUACUAUCUGUUCAUUUGCACUGCCGCUCACAUGUGGUCUUGGAUUUCCAAUUAAUGCCAGAUUAAGACCACCCCAUUGUUGAUGAAUACAAAGACAAGGACACCAAGCCAUGAAGCACACUAUCCUGUGCUUCACAUGCAAAUAUCCUUGGUUUUCGUGUCUGUCUGAGUCUGUGUGUGUGCGAGCAUCCUGAUGCCAUUCAAACUUAUUGGAGCGCUUCCUUUUGAUGGCGUCCCGGUUGACUCCUCAAUGGCGAAACGCGUUUUAGUUGAAUGAAGCUAGUGAAUGCACAUAUUUGGCUUUAGAUAAGAGAGAAAUCCAUGUGGCUGCACCGGCUGCCAAUUAUUUGUAGUAUUAAUUAACAG